AUGACUAGUGGGUCUUCACCAUUCAUAGAUAAUCCAUCUAAUAACAGUAGUAUACAUGAUGUAACUACAACUAUAAAUUUAUUUAAUAUUGAUCAAAAACUGUAUAUUUCAAAAUUACAAUAUCAAAUAUCUACAUUUGAAACAGAACGAAAAUUGUGGAAAUCUGAAAAAGAUAGUAUUAUAAACCAAUACGAGACUAAUAUUAAAAGUAAGAAUGAUGAAUUAUCAAAUUUGAAAUUGAAUUUUGACUAUGUAUACAAUGAAAAAUUACAAUUGGAAGAUAAAUUACUGAAUUUAGAGAAUACAAGUGAUGAAAAAUUGAAAAAUAUAAUUGAAGAGAAUAAAUUAUUAAAAUCUGAAACUAAUAUGUCUUAUAGUAACAUUAAUGAAUUAAGAAAAAAGAAUGAUAGAUUAAUUAGAAAGACUAAACAAAUUACAACUGAUUAUAAUUAUCAAAUAAAAUUGAACGAUGAAUUGCAAAAAGAGAUACAAAUUAAAGAAGGUACAAUUAUGGAUCUACAAAGUGCAAAUGAUAAUUUGGUUAAGCAGUUGAAGAAUGGUUUUGAUUCGGGAAAUCAGUUGAAUAAAAUUAAUAAUCUUCAAAAUACAAAUCAUAAAUUACAAAUUAAAAUAGAUGCACUCCUUCAAAAUAAAACUUCAAUUGAAUUAUUAAAACAGAAAAACAUAUCAUUAAUUAAUAAAAUACAAAGUUUGGAGAAUCUUGAGGAAAAAUAUAUAAAACUUGAAGUUGAAAAAUUACAAUUAGAAUCUAAAUAUAAUCAAUUAUUUCAAAAUUUGGCCAAUUCAAUUGAGAAUAAUGAUGAAAAUGAAGAUGUAACAGCUUCGAUCAAAGUUGAAAAUUUUAUAGCUUUAUUUAAAGAAUCUCAGAUUAAAAAUUUAACACUUCAAGAGAAAUUAAAUAAUAAAAUUCAUGAAUAUAAUGAAUUAAAACAAGAUUUAGAAGAUCAUAUACAAGAAUUUGAAACUGAUUAUUUACCAUCCAUGAAUGAAUUACAAGAAAAGUUGAAAAUUGCAAGUGAACAAAAUUUAAAACUAGAAAGGGUUCGAAAUUUAAAUAUUAAAGAAAUUGAAUUUUUACGUAAUUCAUUAAAGAACUUUGAAUUGAAGAAAGAAGAACCUAAAGAAGAAAAUAAAAGUAUGAAUCAAUACGUAACUAAUCUUGAAAAAUUGGUCGAUGAAUAUAAAACAAAAAUAAAUGAAUUGAAAAAUAUUCAACCUGAGACUUAUUCAAUUGGUGAUAAACGUCCAAAUAUAGAACGUCACAGUUUUAAAUCACAAGCAAUAGAAUUAGAAAAAGAGAAUACGAAAUUAAGUAACAAGAUUCACCAAUUAGAAUCCACAAUAACUGAACUUAACUCCAAAUUGGCCACAUUUGAAAAAGUAGAAAAGAAGGAACAAAUUUUACAAUUUAAGAAUAAUCUAUUACAUCAAGAUCAAAUGAUUAAACAAGAGACAUUAACCUUACUAAAACAAGAAAAUGAAUCAUUAAUAAACAAAUACAUAAACAAUUUAAAUUCUGAGGAUUUGAUACCAAAGGCAAUUUUUCAAAGACAAGAAGGUGAUAAAAACCUAUUACAAAUUAAAAUCGAUCAACUAAUUAAAAAGAAUAAUAGGUUAAAAGAUUGCUAUACUGCAAAAUCAAAAGAUAUAUUAACUAUUAUAUCUCGAUACUUUGGUUUUCUAAUUGAAUUUUUACCUAAUCCGUUGAAUAAUUCAGAAUUAUCUUCGAGAUUGAAAUUGACUAGUCGAUAUACUGCAAAUUUAAAUAAUUCGUACCUUAUAAUUGAUAUAGAUAAUAAAAGUUUAAAAGCUUAUGGAAAUUAUGAAUUUAAAUCUAUUUGUGAAGAAUUGGCUAAUGAUUGGGUUGUUAAUAAGGGUCAAUUUCCUUGUUUGUUAAGUGCUUUGAAUUUAAAAAUUUAUGAGAGCUACUGUCAGGAUGCUAAAUAA
Molecule: messenger RNA, 1968 nt
Organism: Insectozyma verbasci
Lineage: Eukaryota; Fungi; Ascomycota; Pichiomycetes; Serinales; Debaryomycetaceae
Source: the annotation of a GenBank genome assembly